Molecule: messenger RNA, 2204 nt
Organism: Puntigrus tetrazona (Sumatra barb)
Lineage: Eukaryota; Metazoa; Chordata; Actinopteri; Cypriniformes; Cyprinidae
Product: neuronal acetylcholine receptor subunit alpha-9-II
Biological process (GO): chemical synaptic transmission; regulation of membrane potential; signal transduction
Cellular component (GO): neuron projection; synapse; postsynaptic membrane
Molecular function (GO): acetylcholine-gated monoatomic cation-selective channel activity; transmembrane signaling receptor activity
Source: RefSeq, a predicted model, not a curated record
GUGAGUGAGUAUUUGUGUUAUAUUUUCAGAAGUGCUGUAUUGAUUGAUCAGCGCUGAGUGUGUUUGUGUUCUGGUUCCAGUCCAGACCGAUCGUCCUCUCCGGUGUCUGUCCGUUUUGUCGUGUUUCUGUCGUCUAGAUGAGUAACGAGGAUAAAACCCGGUCGCCCGAUCACGUGACCCUCGGAUCUCGCGGCGGGGUUAACGCGCGCUCUUAACAUCCAAAACCCGACCCCGUGCCAAAAGCGCGCGAGACAAACGAGCCGGAUCGCGUUUCGCUCCCGUGUCAGCUCGGGACACGAUGCAACGAUGGAGGUGUCAUUUCCGUCCCCGUCCCCGCAUCAUCUCCGUUACCUGCCCGCGGGCCCACCUGUUGCGCGCAUGAUUGACGGCUCAAUAGCGGCGCGUCUGGUUACCCGGCGCGCAACGCGACACCCGCGUCUCCAGUGUCCCGAACGCCGGCGCGUAACGGGCCAGAACCGAGCGGAUGAAGAUCCCGGCUGUCCCGUGAGGAACGGCGCGAUGGAGAGGACGCGGCGCGGGAUGAUCCUCUUCUCUGCGCUGCUGCUGGUUGAAGCGGCUCAUUGCGCUCAGGGUCGGUUCGCACACAAGCUCUUGAACGAUCUGAUGGAGAAUUACUCCAGCGCUCUGCGACCGGUGGACGACACGGACAAAUCACUCAACGUCACGCUGCAGGUCACGCUGUCUCAGAUCAAAGACAUGGACGAGAGGAACCAGGUGUUAAUCGCGUAUCUGUGGAUCAGACAGACAUGGCAUGACGCUCAUCUGAAGUGGAACAAAGAGGAGUACGACGGUCUGGAGGUGAUUCGUAUUCCCAGCAGCCUCGUGUGGAGACCUGAUCUGGUGCUGUAUAACAAAGCGGAUGAUGAUUUCUCGGGGCCGGUGGACACUAACGUGGUGCUGCGGUAUAACGGAGAGAUCACGUGGGACGCUCCGGCCAUCACUAAGAGCUCCUGCGUGGUGGACGUCUCUUACUUUCCCUUCGACAGCCAGCAGUGUAACCUCACCUUCGGCUCGUGGACCUACAACGGAAACCAGGUGGACAUCAGCAUGGGCAUGGACAGCGGCGAUCUGUCGGACUUCGUGGAGAACGUGGAGUGGGAGUGUCACGGGAUGCCGGCCACUAAGAACGUGAUCAUGUACGGCUGCUGCUCGGACCCGUAUCCGGACAUCACCUACACGCUCCUGCUGCAGAGACGCAGCUCCUUCUACAUCUUCAACCUGCUGCUGCCCUGCUUCCUCAUCUCCUUCCUCGCUCCUCUCAGCUUCUACCUGCCCGCGGACUCGGGAGAGAAGGUCUCGCUGGGCGUCACGGUCCUGCUGGCCCUCACCGUCUUCCAGAUGAUGGUGGCGGAGAGCAUGCCUCCCUCCGAGAGCGUUCCUCUGAUCGGUAAAUACUACAUAGCGACGAUGACCAUGAUCACAGCGUCCACCGCCUUGACCAUCUUCAUCAUGAACAUUCACUUCUGUGGAGCCGAGGCCAAGCCGGUGCCGUACUGGGCCAAAGUCCUCAUCAUCGACUACAUGUCCAAGAUCUUCUUCGUGUACGAGGUCGGAGAGAGCUGCGCGUCUCCGUUCGGACAGACGGAGGAACCCGAGUCCUUCCACGCUCAGAAGAAGAAGCCUAAAGAGAAACCCAAGGCAGCCGCCCCCCUGCCGCCCCGACGACGACAAGCCCUCCGCCUUCACGCUGACCUUCGACCCGUCGCGUACUGCGGUUGCCGCGGCAACGGAGGGAUCCUCAGCUGCGACCCGAAGCUGGUCCGGAACGUGGAUUAUAUCGCGAACUGCUUCCGCGAGCAAAAGGCCACGUGCCUGAAAGUGGCCGAAUGGAAGAAGGUGGCCAAGGUCAUGGACCGGAUCUUCAUGUGGAUAUUCUUCAUCAUGGUCUUCCUCAUGAGCAUCCUCAUCAUCGGGAAAGCGCCUUGAACUGAUUGUUGAGAGUCAGGUGAGAGACUAGAGCGCGGACGCCAUGUUUUAUGUGAUUAUUAGACAUGUUCCCAAGAGUUUUUGUUCGCUUUUUUCCCCAACACCAUAAAGUUCACGCUGCAAAAAUGUUCUUGUUCUUCUCAUUUAUUUCCAAAGAUCUAAUAUAUUUACUUGUGAAGCAGAACGGAAAAAAUUAAUUAUAUAUAUAUAUAUAUAUAUAUAUAGAUAGAUAUGUAUGUAUAAUCCCUGCCAAUGGA